This is a messenger RNA of Plasmopara halstedii, 1126 nucleotides long. RefSeq lists its product as uncharacterized. Bases 502 to 768 code for a protein of 88 amino acids. NCBI's taxonomy places the organism in Eukaryota, Oomycota, Peronosporomycetes, Peronosporales, Peronosporaceae. The record is from RefSeq and is a predicted model, not a curated record. The transcript has a single exon.
CUACUGUCUAACAGUAGGAUGAAUAAUUAUGAUGCGUUAGCUAUUCAAGGUUCGAAGAAGCCGCAAAUACAUCGAAGCUUGUGCAACUGUCGCAACAGAAGCCGCAAAUACAUCAAAGCUUGUGCAACUGUCGCAACAGAAGCCGCUGCGUUAUUUCUUGUCGAGGUCAUGCAGAAAUGGAGAAAUGGCUUGACACCAUAUAGUGGAUCUGUUAUAAUUCCCGUUCUGUACGUCAACAAGAGAGAAUAUAGAUUUGAUUAGCAGACUUAAGAUUGUCUUCGUCAUCUUUCGAACUUCGUGUUCUGGAUUUCUAACUGACAAUUACAAAUCAAAAUGUCGUGCAAUUAUAUAAGUCGUGUUUGUCCACAAGCUCUUGACCCUUUCGCAUUUGAAGCGCGUCGCCAUCACAAAGAACGAGUUGAGUCAAGAAAUGAAGUAUCGAUUGCUCUCAUUGCACGUAAUAAGAGGCUUUAAAAUAUUACCACAGAUUGCAUCGCAGGCAUGCCCGAUCAAACCAUUGAUGAAAUGCUGUCAUACAUCGGUCAUUAUAAUGUGGCACACGCGGUCGGCUGUCUACUUCUUGCGUCAUGCGCUCGAAAAAUUUGGGUGGCGUACAAAAAGUGUAAAUAUGUGGUUGGUCGCAGCAUCAUGUCACCAGCUAAGCCGUACUUCUAUGCCGCAAAAAAUGUUGACGAAGAUGGUUUAACGACGAUAGUGUAUUGUAGUCGUAUUGUAGUCGACGAUAUCAUAUGUGUCGCCCCAAGAUGAUGGCGUCAGCUCUUUUGCAAACGCUAUUAAGAUAUUUUGGAGUUUAUCGAUUUGAUCUUCCACUAACCCUCGUUUUUGGUAUUAGGACCGAUUAUACUCGGUAGCAGAGCUACGAUUCACUUGUUGCUCACAGGCUAUUCCGUUAAUUUAAGGCAGAAGCAGAGACAACGUAAGCUUCAAGCAAAUUUAAGAUCAUCAAAAGCACCAACCAAUCGCACCAGAAACAUAUAGGUUGAUGUUAAAAUCAUCAGGUAGAAGACGCGAGCCUUCUUUGGCAAUGACGUUCCUCGCUAAUUUCUCCAGGAAAAAAAAAGUUGAGAGAGGCAACCUACUAGCCGUCAGAAUAAGUUGCGUUUUU